This is a messenger RNA of Etheostoma cragini (Arkansas darter), 1181 nucleotides long. Its product is annotated as histone H3.3. Gene Ontology annotation, molecular function: DNA binding; protein heterodimerization activity; structural constituent of chromatin. The record is from RefSeq and is a predicted model, not a curated record. Gene Ontology annotation, cellular component: nucleosome. Lineage: Eukaryota; Metazoa; Chordata; Actinopteri; Perciformes; Percidae. Bases 297 to 746 code for a protein of 149 amino acids. The transcript is spliced from 5 exons.
UGGUAUUCUCUCGCUCAUAUCCCCGCCCAGUUAGCGAGUUCCGAUGAAUCUCAACAAGCGCUCCCAAACAGUUUUUGCCCGCCCACUUGUUGCAAGCUGAUUGGCUGAGUCGGUGGAGAGGCGUCGUUUGAAUUUGAGUUCAGUUCGUGUUUUUGUUGUGUGUGAGAACCAAGGACUGUUUGUUCGGUUUCCGGUGAUUUAUAAAACAUUGAACUCUGGAAUAUUGUUCAACAUAACGGACAGACCUGAGCUGUAGUGGUUUUCCUCCUGUGGUCCUGAGCUGUGUGUUGGAGGCGAUGCGUCAUGAUGAUUCAUCAGCCAGCCGUCGGAAGGGCAAAACCCCCCAACGCCGACCCCCGCCGCCGGGCCCAGGGGCCUCCGGGUCAACACCCCGGUCCCCAAGACUCAGUGGAAGUUCAAGAAAGCCCCCUGCGUCUCCCAAGAAGAGACGGUUUCGGCCUGGGACCCGGGCCUUAAUGGAGAUCCGCAAGUACCAGAAGAGCUCCGAUCUUCUGCUCAGGAAGGGACCCUUCUCUCGCCUGGUCCGUGAGGUGUGCCAGAGUUUUUCCCAUGAGGCUCUCAGAUGGCAGGUCUACGCUCUUCUGGCCCUGCAGGAGGCUGCAGAGGCCUUUCUGGUCAUGUUGUUCUCCGACGCAAACCUGUGUGCGAUCCACGCCAAGCGGGUCACGCUGUUCCCCCGGGACAUUCAGCUGGCCAGGAGGAUCCGCGGGGUGGACAACUUGUAAAAACGGGACAGGACAGAGUGGACGAGCAAGCCACGGCAACAGGAAGGACACUCACAGGACACGCUUUCCCCUGCAGUCUGUUCUGAGACUGUGAUACUGCUUAGAAUGUGUUAAACGGGAUAAAUGUUUUAAACGUUGAUUGUGAUUGUGUGCUACAUUUUGGGAACUUGGGCUACUGAGUUCUUGGGAAAAGAAAUCACUUGACCUGGCAGAUCAUCACAGGUGUUAUGAAAAGGUUCAAGUUACCGACUGUUAGUCACUUUUAACUGUCAGAAAAUAAUCCCUGUCAAGCAGUCGUAUUUUUAUACUUGUGUACUUAUAUUUGCAUAAUGUGUUAGUUUGAUGAGUGUAUCGCUUUUGAUAUAUAAUAAUGUGUACAUAUUGUUCCACAUUCAUGAUCUUACAUUGUUAAUAAACCGCAGGAUUUGUUUCUAU